AUGGCGUCCGUUUCGCCACCCAAACCGUGGGAGAGGGCAGGCGCUGCUGCUGGGUCUCCUGCUUUGACAACAUCAUCGGCGGCUACUCCGACCGCCUCAUCCGCGAUGACGGCCAGUUCGACUACUCCGACCGCGGCCGCCAGCGCCUCGGCCCCCACAGCCACAGCAUCCUCGACAUCUACUGCUCCCGAUUUACCGUCUCGUCCUAAUACCUUGAAUUCCGUUGUCAAUCGCACCGCCUCCAAUUAUUCUCCCUACUCGGCCUCCCGGUUCGGCGCCAGUCCUUACGGCGGCUACGGAAGCUACUCGUCGCCGUACUCCCGCUUCGGCACCAUGGGCUCCAUGUACGGAGGCUACGGUGGCAUGGGAGGCUAUGGCGGCAUGUAUGGUGGUAUGGGAGGCAUGGGAGGGAUGUACGGCGGGAUGCCCGGUGAUCCCAACGAUCCCAACAGCCUGACGAAUUCAUUCAGCCAAAGCACUCAAGCUACGUUUCAGAUGAUCGAGAGUAUCGUGGGUGCGUUUGGAGGAUUCGCUCAAAUGCUGGAGAGCACAUACAUGGCGACUCACAGCUCCUUCUUUGCCAUGGUCUCCGUAGCCGAGCAGUUCGGCAACCUCCGAAACACGCUUGGCUCCGCCCUCGGUAUCUUCACCAUCAUCCGCUGGUUCAAGACCUUGAUCGCGAAGAUCACCGGUCGUCCCCCGCCGGCUGAUGCUACCGCACUCACUCCGUCCGCCUUUGCAGCAUUCCUCAGCGGCCGCUCCUCCCCCGCCACCCUGCCGGAUGGCACUCCCGCUCCCCCCAAGCCCUCUAAGAAGCCGUUCUUCAUGUUCCUUAUCGCCGUCUUCGGUCUUCCCUACUUGAUGGGCAAGCUGAUCAAGGCUCUUGCUCGGUCGCAAGAGGAGCGUCGCCAGCUGAUGCUGGGUCCAAAUGGGGAGCCCGUGCAGGGCCAGGGUGCACCGCUCGACCCUUCCAAGCUUGACUUCUGCCGUGUGCUCUACGACUACACACCUGAAGCCCAGGAGAGCUCCGGCAUCGACCUGGCCGUGAAGAAGGGCGACAUCGUCGCUGUCCUUAGUAAAUCCGAUCCGAUGGGUAAUGCCUCGGAGUGGUGGCGUUGCCGUGCCCGUGAUGGCCGCGUCGGUUAUCUGCCCGGGCCGUACCUGGAGACCAUCCAGCGCCGCCCGCAACAGCAAGCGAUCACCUCGGGCAGCGAAGCUGGCAGUCGCAGCAACUCGAUGCAGGCGAGCGCGUCUGAGGAGAUCGCCGCGGAGGCUAAGAAGCCCGAACUGAAGGGCAAGAUGGGUGAUAUUUCGCCCGAGAGCUUCCAGAAGAGCGCUUUCUACUCAUAA
Aspergillus luchuensis is the source of this 1350-nucleotide messenger RNA. RefSeq names its product peroxin PEX13 (gene pex13). Gene Ontology annotation, biological process: protein import into peroxisome matrix, docking. NCBI's taxonomy places the organism in Eukaryota, Fungi, Ascomycota, Eurotiomycetes, Eurotiales, Aspergillaceae. Gene Ontology annotation, cellular component: peroxisomal membrane; peroxisomal importomer complex; peroxisome. The coding region runs from base 1 to 1350 and encodes 449 amino acids. The transcript is spliced from 3 exons. Gene Ontology annotation, molecular function: protein binding. The record is from RefSeq and is a predicted model, not a curated record.